GUUCCGCCACCCUCCUUUUAUUUCCAUACGUAGUGAACCAUACGUCGUUAUUUGACAUCUCUGAAACUGAGCCGUCAAUACCGGAAAAGCUCAGGUUAACGCUUCCACCGGGGGAUCUGUAGUCUCUGUGGUUACCGAGCAGGUGGCUGACUAGCUGCGAGGAGAAGUGGCCCGAGGCUUCCCAAGAUGGUCAGAGCCGGGGGUGUUUUGAAAUUAGCUGCGCUCAUAUUAGUGUUCCUGCUAGCCGUCUUUAUGGCUUUUCAGCUUCUGGAGAUCAACGUGGAUUUUAAAAUUGGCAGCAUGGCUAAAUCUUUGCCGGUGGUUACAGGACCAACAAAGCCGGCCAUUCAUAAAUGCGGGCUGUCCAAGGCGUGUCCCGCUGGACAUUUUGCCUUCAAAGUUACGAGUGGCGCCGCCAGCGUGGUCGGGCCUAGGAUGUGCCUGGAAGACAAACUAUUAAUGAGCGGAGUGAAGAACAACGUUGGGAGAGGGAUCAACAUCGCCCUGGUUAACGGGAGAACCGGAGAAGCUCUUAAAACGGCUUAUUUUGACAUGUGGGCAGGAGAUGUGGCUCCAUUCAUUAAGUUCCUGAAGGAAAUUGAAGAUGGGACGAUUGUGAUGAUGGCAUCGUUUGAUGAUCCAGCAACAAAACUCAACGAUGAAGCCAGGGCGAUUAUUGCUGAUUUUGGCAGCACGGCCGUGGGCGGUCUGGGCUUCCGGGACAACUGGAUCUUUGUGGGAGGAAAAGGCAUCAAGACCAAGAGUCCGUUUGAGCAGCACAUAAAAAACAGUGCAGACACCAACAAGUACGAGGGCUGGCCCGAGGUUCUGGAGAUGGAAGGCUGCGUUCCUCAGAGGCAACAGGAAUGAUCCCCGCUCCUGCAUCAUCUCACCAGUUCACCCUGUCUAUCCAGCUGUUGGCAUUAGCAUCGUUGGCAACCCGACUUCUGCGUGGAGAGAUGGGUUUUUCCAUCUCAAAACAUUUCAAAAGGAAAGAAAAGCUGCAGGAACUCUGACACUUGGCCCAGUAGCUCUUCUGUCGGAUGGUACGGAGCUAACUGCUUUGAGGUAAAAGUGGAGCGCACUGAGAUUCGUCUUCAUCAGUUUGCGUCCGUAAAUCCCAAAGACAAGCUUUUGCUUUAUUUUUGACAAACAUGAAUGUCGUUGGUCACAUUUUUAUGAGGCUCUGCUUUCUUCUCUUCUUUCGUGCCUUAAUGCUACUUUUUGUAACCAACAAGUCUGAUAUUUGUAUUUUUCCACUUAGAGUUGUUUGUUUUUUGCGGAAAUUCUAACUAACAAACUUUGUAGACACUUUUCCAAAACUGAUGUUUGUAAAUAAGUAUUUAGUGAGGGAAACCAGAUUAAAAAGAUGUUAAUAUAAUUAAUGUAUUAAUAUAAUUUCUUUAAAUAAAUGCUGUGACCUUG
This is a messenger RNA of Nothobranchius furzeri (turquoise killifish), 1425 nucleotides long. RefSeq names its product FAM3 metabolism regulating signaling molecule C (gene fam3c). NCBI's taxonomy places the organism in Eukaryota, Metazoa, Chordata, Actinopteri, Cyprinodontiformes, Nothobranchiidae. The record is from RefSeq and is a predicted model, not a curated record.